This is a messenger RNA of Closterium sp. Yama58-4, 573 nucleotides long. Lineage: Eukaryota; Viridiplantae; Streptophyta; Zygnematophyceae; Desmidiales; Closteriaceae. The record is from the annotation of a GenBank genome assembly.
GUAUCUCUACAACAAUAAGCUCAAUGGCUCCAUCCCUGAUGAAAUUGGUGCCAUGACCAAACUGGCAGCCCUCUCCCUCCGCCUCAACAUGCUGUCAGGAUCCAUGCCUGCCUCCAUAACAAAGCUCACUGCACUCACAAAUUUAGGGCUAAGUAACAAUCAGCUCACCGGAACUAUCCCUCCUGACAUUGGCUUGCUCUCAAAGCUUAUUUCUCUCUCCCUCUACUCCAACAUGUUGUCGGGAUCCGUGCCCUCCUCCAUCACACAGCUUACUGCACUCACUUACUUUUCGCUCGCUAACAACCAGCUCACCGAUUCCAUCCCCAACAUUGGCGUGUUCACAAACAUGGUCACUAUUGACCUUUCAGGCAAUCAGCUUUCGGGCAGCGUCCCUGCCAGUGUCAGUGGGCUCACUCAACUCACUCUUCUGUAUCUCCAUAACAAUCAGCUCUCUGGCUCCAUUCCUGCUGAGAUUGGUUCCAUGACCAAACUUGCAUUCCUGGCACUCGGGAACAAUUCAAUCAAUGGCGUUGUCCCUGCUGCCAUUGGCUCCCUCACAAGAUUGGUGUCCCU